UCCCUAUGUCCUUGUCUGUUUCCAAGUUCCAAAUGGAUUCAAGCAAUCCAGAAAUCUCUGUCGAUGUUCCUCCUUACCUUCGAGUCCACAAGGACGGGACCCUUGAGAGAAUAGCCGGCACCCAAGUUGUUCCUGCGGGUUUCGAUUCUGAAACUAAUGUUGUCUCCAAAGACAUCAUUAUCACACCAGAAACAGGUGUCACAGCCAGGUUAUACCGUCCCAAUUUCACCGCCAAAACUGCUAAGCUUCCUUUAGUUAUUUACUUCCAUGGUGGGGCCUUUUGCAUCUCUUCCGUCUCUGAUCCCCUCUACCAUAACUCCCUCAACAAACUCGUAUCAGAGGCUAACGUUGUUGCUCUCUCCGUCAAUUAUAGGUUAGCACCAGAGCAUCCACUUCCAGCUGCAUUCCAAGAUUCUUGGGCUGCGGUUCAAUGGGUUGCAUCUCAUGCUGCGGAAGCGGAAGAUCAUGAAUACCAUGAACCCUGGCUCAGGGACAAAGUUGACUUUGGCAGGGUGUUCUUGGCAGGUGAUAGUGCUGGUGCUAACAUUGGACACUACAUGGCCUUAAGGUUGCAUGUUCUGGAAUCUGGUCUAACUAAAGAUUUCAAGGUCCCGGGUCUUAUCAUGGUCAAUCCUUAUUUCUGGGGGAAGGAACCCAUUGGAGUGGAGAUCACUGAUCCAGUGCGGAAGAAAAUGGUAGACAAGUGGUGGGAUUUUGUUUGUCCUUCUGACAAAGGGAAUGAUGAUCCACUAAUCAACCCAUUUGUGGAGGAAGCUCCGGGUUUUGAAGGGUUGGGUUGCAAGAAGGUGCUUGUUAUUGUUGCUGAGAGAGACAUAUUGAGGGAAAGGGGGAAGCUUUAUCAUAAAAAAUUGGUGAACAGCGGUUGGAAAGGAACGGCUGAGUUUUAUGAGACUCAAGGGGAGGAUCACGUCUUUCAUAUCUUCGACCCAAAUUGUGAUAAAGCCAAGAGCUUGGUUCAACGCAUGGCUGCUUUCAUUAAUGAACACUGAAGCUUUACAAUGAUAGUAGUGUGUGUGGAAGCAUAAUAAUAUUGAAUAAGGGUUAAGUAGCCAUAGAUUACCUCUACUCCAGAAUGGACCUCUGAAUCUCAUGUUAGAAAUCCAUAAUACUUGUUUUGCUUGCCUGUUUCCAAUUAUCGUUAUAUGCUUUGUUGCCUAGCAAUAUUGUAUAUUCUAUAAAUGAGUUCAUAUGUAGGGCUUCGUGUUUCCGUGUUUCAACUUUCUACCCAAUUUACUUUAUUCAUAUAUCGUAAUAAUCAUAGUGAGAUAGAUCUAUACAUCAUUUCGCCUUAAAGAAUCUCAACUAACCUGAACAUUUGUUCAUGAAUUUAAGAAUGUGCCUCUGUCAAAC
Gastrolobium bilobum is the source of this 1371-nucleotide messenger RNA. Its product is annotated as probable carboxylesterase 2. The transcript has a single exon. The coding region runs from base 6 to 1010 and encodes 334 amino acids. Gene Ontology annotation, molecular function: hydrolase activity. The record is from RefSeq and is a predicted model, not a curated record. NCBI's taxonomy places the organism in Eukaryota, Viridiplantae, Streptophyta, Magnoliopsida, Fabales, Fabaceae.